CCGGGCCCAACGGCAUUCCCUUCUCCUCGCCGGCGGCCCGCAGCUGAUAACUGUGGCACCAAAGUUUGAUAUACUAAUAUGCCGCAAAACUCAAAUGCUUAUGUCAUUGCUUGUGGCGUCAUCGGUUUGAAUUGAUUAACCAAAGGCCAUGUUUGUUUCAGCUAUUAAUGGUGGAUUAUAAACUAAUUUUACAAUCCCCAGGUGAGGUGAAGACAGACACCCAGUGUAUGAUGUCACAGUCUAGUUUUCCAGGAUAUCCAUGAUCUAUAGCCGCUUUACUUUCAUUCAACCAGCAGGGCCUAAUAAGUUCACUCUCUUGCGGAAUGAUUAUCCAGGAUAUCCAUGAUCUAUAACCCCGUGACUUUUACCUGGUCGAUCCAUGUCUGAGCAGCAGUGCAGUGCAGCACGCAUGGUGUGCUGAAAUGUUGAAGCGAGCUGUCAAAGACUUGAUCAAUUGACGGGACGAGAUGACGAAUAAAUGAAGCCUCUGGGAAAGGUUAAGUAUCUUGGAAUUGAAUUAGCGCUUGUAUUGCUUGACUGACAAAAACGGACUGGGAAGAAACCUCCGUGUAAUGCCAAAGUCCAGUCAACUGGACGAUUUGUCAGCAUCUCCCUCCCUUGACAUCCAUGCAUCUUGCCUGCUCCCUCCUCCAUUUAUCAUAUAUAUGUAGAGCCUCCAUAUCUAGGAUUAUGCUCUGUUUGGAGUCUGCAUCAACAGGUCGUUACACACGUUGAUCCUAUCUAUUCCGCCGAUCCAAAUCCAAUGGGGAACUGCUGCUGCACGGGAUCUGCAAAGUGUGCCAAUGCCUCCACUCCAUUUGAAUCAAAGGUCACAAGGAGCACCACGUCCAGCAAUUCGGGGUCGGCAGCCUCGGUCACCGCCAAGCUUGCGUCGCGCCGCAGCGGCGGCAGCUCCUCCGCCUUCUCCGGCUCCGACGUGGCGGCGAGCGCCGGGCUCAAGUCCUUCAGCAUGAACGACCUCCGCGCGGCGACCAAGAACUUCGGCUCCAACUCGUACCUAGGCGAGGGCGGCUUCGGGUGCGUGUACAAGGGGUGGAUGGACGAGGCGACGCUGGCCCCGACCAAGCCUGGCGUCGGCCGGAUGGUGGCCAUCAAGAAGCUCAAGAAGGAGAGCUUCCAGGGCCACAGGGAGUGGCUGGCCGAGGUCACCUACCUGGGCGAGCUCCACCACGAGAACCUGGUCAAGCUGGUGGGCUACUGCUCCGACCCGGACAACAACAAGCUGCUGGUGUACGAGUACAUGCUGCGGGGCAGCCUGGAGAACCACCUCUUCCGGCGGGGCACGCAGCCGCUGUCGUGGCCGAUGCGCGUGUCCAUCGCCGUGGACGUCGCGCGCGGCAUGUCCUUCCUGCACGCCCAGGACAACCCCGUCAUCUUCCGCGACCUCAAGUCCUCCAACGUCCUCCUCGACUCCGAUUUCCGGGCCAAGCUGUCGGAUUUCGGGCUCGCCAGGGACGGGCCGACGGGGGACAAGAGCCACGUCUCGACGCGCGUCGUCGGCACCCGCGGCUACGCGGCGCCGGAGUACAUCGCCACGGGGCACCUGUCGGUGAAGAGCGACAUUUACAGCUUCGGCGUCGUGCUGCUGGAGCUGCUGACGGGGCGGCGCGCCAUGGACGAGGCGCGCGGGUCGACGGCGGCGGUGACGCUGGUGGACUGGGCGAAGCCGCAGCUCGGGGAGCGCCGGAAGGUGAUCCGGAUCAUGGACACCAGGCUCGCCGGGCAGUACCCCAAGAAGCAGGCGCAGGAGGUGGCGGCGCUCGCGCUGCGGUGCCUCGAGGACGACCCAAAGAACCGCCCCGGCAUGGCCGACGGCGUCCUGCCGGAGCUCGAGCGGCUGCAGCAGCAGAACCACCACAAGACUCCCUACACCGGUACCUCGUUGAGGUCGGACACGUCGACGCCGCCGGUGCACAGAUCAGGCCGCCACUCCAAGCCCAAGAGCUAGCUAGAUUUUGCUGUACUUGCUAGAGAGACUUUUUAUUUCUUCUAUUUUUUAUUUGGUACAGACACCUUGAUACCAGCUAGACAUUGAGCAUAGGUGAUAUAGAUCGUAUGUACUAGGGAUCAUGAUUUUUUUUUCAGUUCAGAUUUGUGUGUGAAUGGACCAUUGGUUCUUUAGUUUUCUGUAUUGUACCCCCAGCGAUGACUGCUUGCU
Panicum virgatum (switchgrass) is the source of this 2179-nucleotide messenger RNA. Its product is annotated as probable serine/threonine-protein kinase PBL18. The coding region runs from base 764 to 1969 and encodes 401 amino acids. Gene Ontology annotation, biological process: protein phosphorylation. The transcript is spliced from 3 exons. The record is from RefSeq and is a predicted model, not a curated record. Lineage: Eukaryota; Viridiplantae; Streptophyta; Magnoliopsida; Poales; Poaceae. Gene Ontology annotation, molecular function: protein kinase activity; ATP binding.